AUGAGCUCGACAGAGCCCAGAAACCCUUAUAUCACAUAUAACUCUUUUCAUAGAUUCAGGGAUACCUGGAGAGAUUCCCUUAUAGAAAACGCCGCGGCUUCCUGCGACGAAUUUCCGGAUUACCAUGUUCGUGAUCCGGGGUCUUUAGUGAGCUCUUGUCAAGUCCGCUCCUUUCAACUUGGUACGGGCGCAUCCCUCUAUACGCAGUCGUUAAUACCCGCAAUGCUCCAAGCCAAAUAUGAGAUCAUUCUAGUCACUUGCUUCUGGGCGCCAUCGUCAACCCUUUCUGCAUUGAAAGAGGCUUUAGAAAAGCUUGCCGAAGCUCGUCGUGAACACAUCCUUACGUCUAGCUCAGACGGCGAAACUUUAUCGCCUCUGAGAAUACGUAUCUGCUUUUCGUCGAGGUCUAUUCUCCAGAAGCUGUUUCAUACCACGUCUAAGGAUGGGUACAUAUACCCACCAUCAGCAUGGUCGAAGCAACUUGGCCUGCCCAAUAAAGAAACCCUAGAAGCCGGUCUCAUCGAUUUACGUGUGAAGAGCUUGUUCUUUCUGCCUUUCAGCGUAAUGCACCCGAAAUUUCUCAUCGUCGAUCGUGAGAGAGCUUGGCUUCCUAGUUGCAAUGUGAGUUGGGAAGCAUGGCUCGAAGGGUGCGUUGAAAUAACCGGAGACGCUGUGGCUGGCUUGGUCAAGUUCUACCGACAUGUUUGGGAUGGACAACUCAAACAACUCACGACUAGGGAUAUUCCGGACGAUGGAUCUGCCAACCCUCUUAAUUUGGACGAACUUGAUGUAUCCGCAGUACCAAGUUCCGUCAAUCAUUUCAAUGCUUUUUUUCGGGGACGCGAGACACAGACCAUGUUGUUGCCGUCCUCUCAUCACCGGAAUCCCAGAUUCGAUUUUAUUCCGUGGCGCAACUCCCCGCCGCCACCAUCGACACCUCUCAAUCAAGCAAUAUUGCGAUUGCUAGACUUGGCAGAGCAUUUCAUCUACAUGCAGACACCAAACCUAACCUCCUGGGCGGUGAUUGAUAAACUCCUCGAAGCUUUGAAGCGGGGUGUCAACGUUGCCAUAGUGACUAGCAAAAGGUUGAUGCUUUUGGAACAACUUGUCACAGCUGGUACUACGACUUCUCUCUGCCUCCAAUCUUUAAUUCGGAGAUAUAAAAAGCUCGAAGCAGACCAAUCCAGAUCAAAGGCCAGCUGCGGUCCCGACCUCGAAGCGCAACGACCUCGACUUGGAUUUUUAAAUAUCGAUUAUUAUUGUCCAGACGCCGAAAGCCAAGCUGAGUGCAAAGUGGAUGGGACGGCCGAAGAACCAGUGCAAUCGCACCUUAAGCUCACUCUCGUAGAUGGCGAAUAUGUUGUGCUUGGAUCUGGAAACAUGGAUCGCGCAAGUUGGUUUACGAGUCAAGAAUUAGGGAUUUUGUUCCAUUCAAGGGACAUCGCCUCUACGAUCGGUGAAGCUGUUGGAAGUGUCCUCUCGGGUAGAAGGGAGUCGGUUUUCUCGUCUGCGAUGGACGAUCAAUUGGAACGACAGUUAAGUCAAGAAGAGAUUACCAGCCAAGGCCGUAAAGAUGACGGUGGGACGAGGAAUCAUGCUGAAGAUGGAGCGCCGAGUUCUUCACAGAUUAACUAG
Annulohypoxylon truncatum is the source of this 1635-nucleotide messenger RNA. Its product is annotated as phospholipase D/nuclease. Gene Ontology annotation, molecular function: catalytic activity. The coding region runs from base 1 to 1635 and encodes 544 amino acids. The transcript has 2 exons. The record is from RefSeq and is a predicted model, not a curated record. NCBI's taxonomy places the organism in Eukaryota, Fungi, Ascomycota, Sordariomycetes, Xylariales, Hypoxylaceae.